AUGCCUUCCUCCCUGUACGCCCUCGCGGCAUGCUCUCUCCUUGCCUCGGCCAGUGGUCAUGUGGUAUUACUCAAUGCGCAGGGACUCCCGAAUUCCUCGGCGAGCGUAGGGUUUGGAGUUGAUCCCGCCAUCGCCCGGAACUGUAUUACCAUAAACCCGUGUCAGCAGGACACGACCAUCAUCCGCGACGCCGAAAUCACGGCCAACAUCGUCAACCAGUGCGGCCGAACAGAGUUGACGGGAAACAUCGAUGUCGGGGAGAACACGGAGAACGCGCUCGCCGCGAACCAGGUGACCCAGGUUCAGGCUGGUAGCGAGAUCACCUUGACCAUGCAUCAGGUCAACGCCGACGGCGCCGGCCCAUUCUUCUGUGAUAUUGACCAGACGGGCAACACAGGUCUGAACCUUCAGAAUCUAACCGUGACGAACAAUGUUGAGGGGACAAACGGCCUAUCCCAGGCCAAGACGAAAGAGUCCAACAUUACGAUACAAAUGCCCAAUGACUUGGCUUGCAUCGGGGCCUCGACCGGCAACGUAUGUACCGUCCGUUGUCGAAACAAUGCCGUGGCGGGACCGUUCGGGGGUUGCUUCGCCGUCCAGCAAGUGGAUACGCAGGCAAAGGCCAACACGCCCGGCAACAUUCAAACGGGAGACAACCUGGAGCCAAUCUUGAACCAGGUGCAGAGGAACCAGGCGGAUUUCAAGGCGUCGGUAGAUGCCAACGAGAGGGCGAGCACCGACGAAGCCCAGCAGAACCUUGCCGGUGUUAAUGCAAUCCUGAGCAACACGGUAGUGAGUGCCCUCUUCCCGCAGGAGACGCCAAGCGUUGACUUGGGGGGCAAUGCCGCACAGCAAAACCAGGCGGCCAACAACCAGAAUGGCGGCCAGAGAAACCAAAACGGGAACGGAGGCAACAGGGGCCAGGGCAACAAUCAAAACGGAGGCAACCAAGGUAACAACCAGAACGGACGCGGCCGAGGCAACAACCAGAACGGACGCGGUCAAGGCAACAACCGAAACGGAGCCAACAACGGAGCCAACCAAGCCAAUAACCAAAACGGAGGUGGAAAGGGAAACAACCAGAACGGAGGUGGUCAAGGAAACAACCGAAAUGGAGGGGUCCAGGGCAAUAACCAGAACGGAGGUGGUCAAUUGGCCAGGGAACCAACCAAAACGGUCAAGUUGCAAGCCAAGCUGGUCAAGUCAACGGUCAGGCUGGUGGCCGAGGGGGGAAGCAGGGCGGUCAAGCCGGUGCCCAAAAUGGACGUCAGGGAGGAAACCAAGGGGGAAACCAAGGGGGAAAUCAAGGUGGCCGUAGCGGUCAGGGCAACGGCCAAAACGGCGUCCGGGGUGGAAGUCAGGGGACUCCGAGCAAUAGGGUCAACAGCCAAGGUGCAGGUCAAAGCCAAGGUAGCCAGGCUGGUGGCAAAAGCUCUCAGGAUAAUGGAAAGCAAGUUGCGGGCGGACAAGGAGGAGCCAAUGGAAACUCGCUGGCGAGGAGGGUGA
Messenger RNA from Drechmeria coniospora, 1506 nucleotides. RefSeq lists its product as uncharacterized. The coding region runs from base 1 to 1506 and encodes 501 amino acids. The transcript is spliced from 5 exons. The record is from RefSeq and is a predicted model, not a curated record. Lineage: Eukaryota; Fungi; Ascomycota; Sordariomycetes; Hypocreales; Ophiocordycipitaceae.